Marmota monax (woodchuck) is the source of this 1123-nucleotide messenger RNA. RefSeq names its product sperm-tail PG-rich repeat containing 3 (gene Stpg3). The record is from RefSeq and is a predicted model, not a curated record. The transcript is spliced from 5 exons. NCBI's taxonomy places the organism in Eukaryota, Metazoa, Chordata, Mammalia, Rodentia, Sciuridae. Bases 21 to 896 code for a protein of 291 amino acids.
AAGACAGCUCUGUAUGGAGGAUGAAUUUUGACCAGAAGGCUGUGAAAUUCCUGGCAAAUUUCUACAUCAAUGGGGGCAAACACUGGACUCAUGGCCCCCUUAGUCAGAAGCCUCUAUGUCCCACCCAGCCUGAGGCUACUGUGGUGUUGAGAAGCGCGGAUGAGAUGCGGCUGCCAAACAGGAAGGGAGCCUCAGCCGGCCUCAGGCUAGGAACAUGCACCCCCAAGACGUGCCACCCUAUCUGCUCCGGGACCCUGAAGGAGCUGCCAUUGGCUGCAAGCACCCGGGCCGAGGUGCGUGUCCCCUUCCUUCCUGGCUCCCCGCAGCCAGCUCCUGGGAUUCCCAGCCUGGGAAUGGGUGCGUCCCUCCCUGAAGCGCCCACCGACGAUUACUCCACCACAGAGGGCGGCGGCCGCAGGGCGUGGCAGACCAUGUGGCUUCAGAACGAAAGCCCGUUCCCGCAGAAGGCCGACUUUAACCGAGAGCAAAAGUGGCCAUCUCCCGCCGAUGAUGGGCCGCUCAGCCGAACUUCCUUCCCGGCCUUCAGCUUCGGAGGCCGUCGCCGAAGCAUUUCCAAGACUCUUUCGGGCCUUGCCCGCCCAGGCCUGCUCCGGGGCAGGGGCCCUCGUGCCCAUCUCCCGCCCCAGGCUUCUGUGCAGGCUCCGGCUGAGAAGCGCCCCAGCCCCAACACCUACGACAUCCUUCCCGGGUACCGUCUGCAGAACCCGCGCUCACCUGCCUUUGCCUCCUGGUUCAGUUCCUCCCAAACCCCGGGCCCGGCUGCCUACUAUGUGGAGGACUGCUACAAUUCACGCUUCCCCUCUGCGCCUGGAGUGGUCAUACAGGGUGUGCGAAGACCCAAGCGCCACGACACAGGCCCCUUCUGCACGCUCUAAGCCUGCUGGGCCCUGCUGGCUUGGCUUGUUAUUUAGUGGAAUGCUGGUCUCCCUUGGAGCCUCCUCCUGGAACUUGGGGCCUGGGGCUUGGUCUUCUGACCCUCCAGGCACCACUGAUUCCCUUUCUGACCAGCAGACCCUCUGUGGGCUGUGACAAGGAGAGCCCAGCCCAGACCCCCACCUGCCCAUCCCCUGCUGUACUGAGAUGCAGUUGUUCUCCCACACUC